AUGACCGCUGCUGAGCACUCAGCGUUUUUGCUCCAAAUUGUCAAGGUGAGCACGUUUGGCGCUAUUAUGAGGGGUGGCACUUACGCUGGAAAGAAGUAUGUCAACGUCGCCAGCUUAACGAUACUGGUCACCGACUACUUGCAGACUCUCGAGUUGGAGAUUGAACUUAUUUGGCGUGCAAAAUGGGGGUUGGUCAAAAUACUCUUCCUGUUCGCCCGGUAUUCCACCUUCUUUGAUGUUCCCCUGGUGUUGUACUACUCACUGGCUCCUCAUCCAUCCAACCAGAAAUGCUUGGUUAUAUAUUCAAUCGCAUCUUGGUCCACAUGUUUUGGGAUUGAGGUAUCGGAGGCUAUUCUCGUCAUCCGCACCUACGCUCUUUCUGGAAAUAGCCGAAACAUUCUCAUCUAUCUGUUAAUACAGUUUGCGGUAAUUUCGACGGCAGUCAUCGUAAUCCUGGUCAUUUUCCUCCGAUCAUUAAGAUAUGGAGCUCCUCCUCUCCCCACUGUUAUGGGUUGCUAUCCGACGGAGGGUAGCAAAAUCUUAUUUGCCGACUUCGUCCUUCUAAUGUUGAACGAAACGACCAUAAUGAUAUUAACGCUAUGGAUCGGCGUCAAACGAUAUAGACACUCUCGUAAUCCCCUGAUCGGCACUCUCUAUCGAGACGGAAUAUUCUAUUUCAUUUACCUAUUUUUGAUAUCGGCUGCCAAUAUUGUGGUGCUUGUCGUAGGGCCUCCCGAACUUAUCGACCUGGUGGACACGUAA
Messenger RNA from Laccaria bicolor S238N-H82, 762 nucleotides. RefSeq lists its product as uncharacterized. The coding region runs from base 1 to 762 and encodes 253 amino acids. The transcript is spliced from 13 exons. NCBI's taxonomy places the organism in Eukaryota, Fungi, Basidiomycota, Agaricomycetes, Agaricales, Hydnangiaceae. The record is from RefSeq and is a predicted model, not a curated record.